Messenger RNA from Eufriesea mexicana, 1569 nucleotides. RefSeq lists its product as uncharacterized. Lineage: Eukaryota; Metazoa; Arthropoda; Insecta; Hymenoptera; Apidae. The record is from RefSeq and is a predicted model, not a curated record.
AUGAGCUACAUGUUUGGUGCAGCCUCUUUCUGCUUUGUACCUUUCUUUACCGGCCAAGAGCUACCAGCUGAUGGUUGGAUUCCGUUUUCUAUCGAAUCAUACGGAAUAUUUUGUACAAUUUAUGUCGUUGAAGCCUAUUGCGUUUUACAAACGGGAUUCAGCAUUUUUGUGGACUUUAUGAUAGCCAUUCUCUUCAGUUUCUCUGCAGCCAAAUUAGACAUAUUGGGGAUGAAAUUACGGCACGUGAAAAGCUACGACAUGCUGCACUCUUUAUAUACUGAAUUCUUUGUUCUUACACCAUUGAAUAAAAGCAGAGCAUCACACGAUUUAAAUGGAUUAAGCUAUUUCACUGUUAGAUACGUGGAGGAUAUUAAAGUGACUGUUGAGGCUUUAUUAAUCAAAACGAACGCAACGAUGGCGUGCGCUGUGAAUCAGUCUUUGUCCGCAAUCAGUCAGUUUCUUCCAAUGGUGUUGUCAGACUGCUCACAUCUGUUCGUCAUUUCCUGGCCAGCAGACGAUUUGAGGGAAAGUAAAUUAAUCGAGGCGAUGAAGUUUUGCUGCAAGAGAGCCAACUCGUACGAGAAAUACAUCUUCCAACGAUACGUGGACAAGUACAACAUGCUGUAUGGCGCGUCCGCGGUUUGGUUCUUUAUUAUCGUUACCAUGGGGACCUUCUUUUCAUCCCAGCCUUUCCCAACAGGUGCGAAGUAUCCGUUUCGCGUUGAUUACGAGCCCUUGAGGGCUAUCAUCUUCGUGCAGCAAACUUUAGUAGGCUUUCAGUGCUCUGCGCUACUGUGUACCAGUGUUGUUUGCGCCUUGCUCUUGCUCUUCGCCGGUUCGCGCUUCGAAAUUUUGAUGAACGACCUGUGCGUAGUCGAGAAUUCUGAUUCGUUGAUAAAAUGUAUCAGGAACUAUUACGUCGUGAAAAUGUAUGGAAUUAUGUUUUGGCGAAAAAGAAUAACACGAGGCGUGGAAGGUGCUGUUUCAGAUACGCAAAGGAAGUUCACGGCUCUGAUCUUGUUGUGCAUUUGUGGCUUCGAAAGUGUGUUAAGUUGUAUGAUUAUGAUCAAGCGAGAACCGUUCACCGUGAAGUUUCAAUACUUUUCUGUGACUGCAACCACGCUAUUAGGGGUGUUCCUGUUCGCUUGGCCAGCUGACAACUUGAUAAGUGGGCAUUGUGCCUAUAAAAUCGAGCUGAACGUGGAACGCUGGGUAUUGCAAGGGGACCCAACCCUGAGAUCGAGCUAUGAUAUUACGCUGGACUCGGAUGAGCCAUUCACAUUGCGACACCUCGACUCAAAAAUUGUCAUAACUCAAAAUCCGUGCGUCUCUUCGAGCACUUCCGAAGCACAUCGUGAACAAUUGCAACGUAACAAGAAAUCUUUGGUAAUUGACAUGACAACGAUGUUUCGUUUAAUGGUGAUGUCCUCCGCUGUGGUUGUUGCCAUCGCUGUUGAGAACGUGAGCGAGAAAUCCGUCCUUCCACUACCUUGCGCACCCGGGGGUGAGAGCGACCGCGCGGUUAGUGGCGCAACGCUUUGUGUGGCCAGGUAUCCAGAAGGAUUGUAA